AUGUUCACAACUAGAGCGGAGCAAAACAAUAUCAAGGCCACUAUUGCCGCUUCCUACGAUAAGCUAUAUAGCCAAUUUAGUUCGGAUGAAUUAAGUGAAAUUGGCAACUAUAAAAUAUCGAAAUUUAUCGGGGAAGGGUCUUUUGGUAAAGUGUACUUAGCCACGCAUAGAUUGACCCAUCAAAAGGUGGUGUUGAAAACCGGCAAUAAAAGGGACCCUAAUGUGGUACGAGAAGUGUUUUAUCAUCGUCAGUUUGAUUUCCCGUAUAUAACCAAACUUUAUGAAGUCAUCGUAACUGAAUCUAGGGUCUGGAUGGUCCUCGAGUAUUGUUCUGGUCAUGAACUUUAUGAACAUUUACUGAAGGAGCAAAGGCUUUCUCUUGAGGAGUCAAAGAAACUUUUUUCGCAGAUAGCUAGUGCUGUUUAUUAUGCUCAUGAAUUGAAAUGUGUUCAUAGAGAUUUGAAAUUAGAGAAUGUUUUAUUGGAUGGGAAUGGUCACGCAAAACUUACAGACUUCGGUUUCACAAGAGAGAUGGCUACAAGGUCGCAGUUAGAGACCAUUUGUGGUACCACGGUGUACAUGGCGCCGGAAUUGAUUGAAAGGAAAUGUUAUGAUGGGUUUAAGGUAGAUAUAUGGUCACUUGGAAUUAUUUUAUAUACGAUGAUCAACGGUUACAUGCCCUUCGACGAGGAUGAUGAUAUCAAAACAAAACUGAAAAUUGUUAACGAUGAACUGGAUUUCAAUCAAGAGUGGAUCUCCGAUGAUGCCAUUGAUCUUAUCCAAGGGAUGCUGCGCAAAAAUCCGAAUGAGAGGAUAUCAUUAGCGCAAGUUCUCUCGCAUCCAUUCCUUCAACCUUGGGGUGUAGUCGCUAAAGAGAAAACUGAUAAGGUGUUGCUGAAACAGCGAGGUGGUCAUGUUCAUUUCCAUUCGAAACAUGAAAAGCGUUUGUUGAAAAGAUUGAAGCAAUGUGGAUUUGAUACUGGUUCUAUCAAAAAUUCUGUCAACAAAAGAAAAUGUGAUUCCUUGAGCGGCUUGUGGUUUUUACUUCUAGAAAGAUACGAACUGAGCGAUGCAAAGGUACCGAAAAGGUCAAAAUCUGUAAUGUCGGUACGAAAAGUUUUCGAAUCAUCUGUAAACAUGGUUAUGGAUGAUAUUUUGGUGACCUCACCUGAAUGUGUUAAAAUUAACUCAUUGAAGAAGAUACUCAGUCGUAAAAGUGUAGAUCAAGAUGUUGAGCUGCCUCAGACUAUUGAAGAUGUGAAAGUACGAACGCAACCCAAGGACAGGAAAGCUGCUGAACCGGAGUCAAUACAUCCAGCUGAUACAACAAACAAAAAGAAAGGGUUUCUACAACGAGUUUCUUCUCUUUUCAAACCCAAAAAGCAUAACAAUCAUGUCGAUGAUAAUCAGUCAAUAAAAUUUUCUUCCCAAGGCAUACACCCGUUGCUAGGCAAAAAACGACACAAAAAUGGAUCGAAUGACUCAGAAGCGCCUUCCAUCUCUCAAUCAACUAAGCCACCUCCUGAACAGGAAGACCUCAACGUCCAAUUUGAAGAUAUAACUAAUAAGGCUAAUCACAGUUUUAAGAAGUUGAAAUCACAUUCAUCAAGUGAGAUUUCCAAGAACAUUAACGAGCCUCAGUUGAAUCAUUUACACAUUGAUGGAGGAACUGAAGAUUCACUGAAAAUAUCAAACAACAGGGGUAUCAGGCGGUCCUCCAUUGCCUCGCAGCAUUCAGCCAUUUCAAAUGAUACGUUCAACUCUGACUACUCUACUGAUGCUCAAUCGGGGUUCAGAUCUAACAACACUCAAUCUUCAAGUAGGAUCAACGCAAAUUCAGAAACUUCAGCAGCCACUCGGAAGAAUGUACGAAGAACGUUGAGUGUAUUAUCUAGUGCAUCUAGUAACUCAGAGAUGAGUUCAAGAACUGACUCUUUCUAUGAUAUAACGACUGCUUCCUCGCCAAUGAAUAUGGAUAUCCGUUCAAAUUACAACAUUCGAUCGGAUUCUCAGUUCCCUAAAAUUAAUGGUAACUCUCCAUGGCUGAUCAAAAGAGGAAAAUCUCCGAUAGGAAGGCGUAGCCGAAUAUCUAAUCGUUCUUUAAACAGGAAAUUCAGGCAGCCAACUCCCAAUAGAGCUGAUUCUGUUAUUCAAGAAGAGAGCUCUUUCGAUGAAAAUGAACGCGCUUCUAAUUUACCAGAGGUAAGCGAGUAUGAUAGUGGUGAAAUUGCCAUUCACAGCGACAGUGAGACACCUUCAAAAGGAAAUACUCCGCUGUAUGCUAUUGGGAUUAAUCACCCGGAAUCCAGACCUGUUUUGUUCAACGUUGGCAGAUCUGUAAGUGAUGGUAGCAGCUGGUCACAUCCUCAGUCGGAUUUCCAUGAACCGUUGAGUGCUCCAGUAAUUCGAAAAAGUUCUCGACGUCAUGUAGAGGAUGAUGACUAUGAGUCUAAUAUUGCAGCUGAUGACGAAGACAAUUCUUUGGAGGAUGAGGAACAAGAACACGUAAGAUCAAUAGCCGAAUCGGUCUAA
Molecule: messenger RNA, 2532 nt
Organism: Kluyveromyces lactis
Lineage: Eukaryota; Fungi; Ascomycota; Saccharomycetes; Saccharomycetales; Saccharomycetaceae
Product: non-specific serine/threonine protein kinase
Exons: 1
Coding region: 1-2532 (843 amino acids)
Biological process (GO): protein phosphorylation; mitotic spindle organization; regulation of cytokinesis
Cellular component (GO): chromosome passenger complex; spindle pole centrosome; spindle microtubule
Molecular function (GO): protein kinase activity; ATP binding
Source: RefSeq, a predicted model, not a curated record